GACCUGCAAAGCCUAUCUGACCUACCCAUCCUCUCUGACCAACACAGCCUACCUGACCUGCAAAGCCUAUCUGACCUACCCAUCCUCUCUGACCAACACAGCCCACCUGACCUUCACAGCCUACCUAAUCUGCCCCAAGUGUACAACCUACCAAAAGUUCCUCAACACGGGCCAAACACCUUACCUAAACAGAUCAUAAAAACCAAACCCUGUGUUAAAUUUCCUCCUCUAUACAAUAUAUUAUUUAGUAACAUUUAUUGGCAAGUAUAUAGGAGUAACGAGACUAUUAUCUAUAUCUAUAAUGCAUUUUACGAUAACCGAACGCUAGCUAAUCCGAAACCAAUAAUAAGAGUUUUAACUAUGGUCGAUCGGAUUUGGUUUAAUGUUAAGGUUUAUUGUGUGUUGUGGUUUAAUAUCGACUUACCUGUUGUAGUUAGAGUGAGUGGGUUUAAGUAUAUGUGGUAUAAGACCUGGGGUAAUUAUAAAGAUGGUUUAUUACAGCCUUAUAUGUUAGAGUGCCCAAUACCAACUGAAUAUAACCACUUGGUACCUCUAUCUAUGUCACUUAUUGAACAACCUUGUUACCAACCCACUAACAACCUUAGGGUAAUUAACAAGCAGCCUGUUAAUGGGAAGAAAAAUGACUUUGUAGUUUGUGUUAAAGGAUUGUUAUAUGGUAAUAAUGAUCAAAGUGUGAGGUUAAUUGAGUGGUUAGAGGUGUUAUUUCAAUUAGGGGCUAACAAGGUCGUUAUCUAUGACCUGAAUAUCCCUUACAAUAUGACCCGUGUGCUUAACUACUACCAGAAACGAGGUCAAGUUCAAGUGAUCCCAUUGACCUUACCUGGAUACCUACCUAACCUAGCUAGUAUAAUGAGUCAAUAUUUAAAGAGGAAAUACACCACCAAACGACAGAACGAGGUGAUUCCCUAUAAUGAUUGUUUGUAUAAUAAUAUGAAUCUAUAUAAAUUUGUGGUAUUAUUAGACACCGAUGAAUUUAUAAUGCCCAGGAAAGCAAAAUCAUGGAAAGAUGUAAUAAGCCUCGUCGCCCCUAAGGCAUUAUCAGGUCAGGAGCAUACUAAAUCAUCUUACUGUGCUAGGAAUAUUUACUUCCUUGAUUCUAUGCAAAAAAAACAAACAACCUCAAAAUAUAUCCCCAAAUUCAUGUAUUUCACCAACAACCUCUAUCGAGCUGUUAACUACACCAAACCAGGGGCUUAUGUCAAAUGUUACCACGACACCGAGCGAGUAUUAACCUUGCACAACCACUACCCGUUCUCCUGCCUUCGAGACCACUGUUCGAAUCCCUCUAUACCUACAACUAUCGCCCAUCUACAGCAUUAUCGCUCUGGGUGUGUAAACGAGCUCAAAAAACAGUGCCAUAUCUUCCUAAACAAAACGCGUGUGGAUGACGGCAUUACUCGCUUCAGUAAAGCUAUUGUUCACAACUCUUUACGCACACUCAGACAUCUAGGAAUGUUUAUGGGUUAGUUAAUUCAGUUCCAUACCAUAACACCGUCCUAUGAACUGUCAGUUAAGAGAGACUGUGUUAAGUGAUAAGUCUUAAGUCUUAUCAAUAAUUAUAAAAAAAAAUCCCCAGGUAAAAAUUCCUUCUUUCCAGGAUUAAUUUUAUUAUGACGUCAAUGUCAGUGACUCAUAUACCUGUGUAACUUGUAAAUGAUUAUAUGUAAGCUUCUGAAAUAAAUGUGUAUCUUGUAAAUUAUUAUAUGUAAGCUUCUGAAAUAAAUGUGUAACUUGUAAAUGAUUAUAUGUAAGCUUGUGAAAUAAAUGUGUAACUUGUAAAUGAUUAUAUGUAAGCUUGUGAAAUAAAUGUGUAACUUGUAAAUUAUUAUAUAUAAGCUUGUGAAAUAAAUGUGUAACUUGUAAAUUAUUAUAUGUAAGCUUGUGAAAUA
Molecule: messenger RNA, 1910 nt
Organism: Homarus americanus (American lobster)
Lineage: Eukaryota; Metazoa; Arthropoda; Malacostraca; Decapoda; Nephropidae
Exons: 1
Coding region: 361-1488 (375 amino acids)
Source: RefSeq, a predicted model, not a curated record